Molecule: messenger RNA, 2155 nt
Organism: Brassica napus (rape)
Lineage: Eukaryota; Viridiplantae; Streptophyta; Magnoliopsida; Brassicales; Brassicaceae
Product: probable inactive E3 ubiquitin-protein ligase SINAT6
Exons: 3
Coding region: 1307-2059 (250 amino acids)
Biological process (GO): ubiquitin-dependent protein catabolic process; multicellular organism development
Cellular component (GO): cytoplasm
Molecular function (GO): ubiquitin protein ligase activity; protein binding
Source: RefSeq, a predicted model, not a curated record
CUCUUGUUUGGUAUAUCAGAAACCAGAGUAUACAAAGUUUUUUUUUUUUUUUGGAGAUCCAAAUAUAUAAAGAGAUUGACCAUAAGAUGGAUAAGAGGUUUAAGAACUUUAUGUUUGAUUUAUCACAGAAUUGGGAUCACAAAGUAAAUGACAUGUGAGUAGAGAGAUGUUGAAAGGCCAUGUGAAACAUAAUAUGAAUCGGGGCGAAAUGUCAUUGUUAUCAUAGUGCGAUGAAAUGGAGAGACAAUGACCCUACAUCAUUAACAUUUGCAUGUUCUCUUUAUCUUCAACGUUACAUAACUUUGUAUAUGGGCCUCUUUGGUUAUGUCAAUAAUGACGUGUAACAUAUUUUCAUCCUCCAUUUUUUUAUCAUAUUAUAUAUACUAUGAUAAUACUCUACAUUAAUAUUAAGUACUAACCCAAUGGGUCUUAUUUGGUAGGCCCAUGUUUAUGUAGCCCGUUUUAUCAAAUCUUAGGGGAUUUGGUAGAUGAGAUAUUCCCCCUUCGACAUCUGUGAGACUGAGAGUAGUGUGUGAUUUACUUGCGGAAAGUGUUCUGCUAGUGUGUUUCAAGUUUUCAAGAGUAGUAUAUGUGGAUAUAUGAUGAAAAGACUAGUAUUGUAAUCUUAAAUGUCACUACUAAUAUUAAGUUUUAUGUAAUUAUAUGUUCAAUUAUUCUCUGUUACUCUAGUUUAUUUAUAUUAAGAAAAUAAAUGUCUGUGAAUUUAGUUUACUUUUGUGUUCAUUUUGUUGAUACUACAGUAUUAUGAAAUAUUUAUAAUUAAUGUUAAGUUCUCUCUUUUUCAAAAUUACUUUUUCCUUUAUUUAAACAGUAAAUGAGAACAAUUUCCAAAGUUUCCAUUAAUACCAAUGUCAGACAACAAGAUUUUUUUUUUUGUAUUUGGAAUUUGUUCUGUUCUCACUUCUCAUGCAAUGUCUUUUGCUUUUUACCCAUGACUGAUUAAAAGAUGAUCAAUCAGUAUUGCCUUUUGGUUUUAAUAAAAUGCAAUAAUUAGAUUUGGUUAAGAGUCAUUUGUCCACAUGGCAUAUGAAACUGAUGGUUACUUACAACUUGCAAGACCCAAUUGGAUACAUGGUAUGACAACUCAGGGUGUCGUGUUACCAAGAACCUUGACUAAAUUGUAGUUUCAAUCACAAGUCAUAUACUAUAUGGUUUUUGUCUGUAUUAUUUUCUCCCCUAAAAUCAAGCUCUUUCACGCAAUCUCAGGAGCCAACUCUUAUAUUUCACCAUUUACUUCACGUUGUCUUCAAUCAUUAUAAGCUGAAACUUAAAACAACGUAAACGUAUGUAUGUGGUUAUUGUACAUACAUACAUACAUAACAAACCUACAUUCAUACACAUUUCUCCUCUUUCACUUCAUCACUUGCCUUUCGAUUUCAUGAAUUCUAGCGAAAUGGAACCUCGAAUCAAUCACCUUCAGAUUGAAUCUCAGGUCCAUGAGUUGCUUGAUUAUCCGGUUUGUACAAAUCAGAUUACUUCUACAAUCUACCAGUGUUCCAAUGACUACACCGGAGAGGUCAACAAUGAUAAGGAAAACCCGUAUAAUUGUCCCUACUCUGGAUCCAAGUGUACAGCCACAGGAGAUACUCAGUGGCUGCUUCAGCAUCUAAGGAAUGAUCAUCAUGUUGAAAUGCAUGAUGGGAGAAGUUUCAGUCAUCGAUAUGUCCAUCAUAAUCCUAAACAUCUUCAUCAUGCUACUUGGAUGUUAACUCUUCUGGAUUGUUACGGUCGACAAUUAUGCUUAUACUUUGAAGCAUUCCACCUUAAGAAGACGCCCAUGUACAUAGCUUACAUGCAGUUUAUGGGAGAUGAAGAGGAAGCAACAAGCUUCAGCUACACUUUGGAGAUCAGUGGCAAUGGCAGAAAGAUGACAUGGCAGGGCGUGCCUAGAAGCAUUCGUGACAGUCACAAAACCGUUCGUGACAGCCAAGACGGCUUGAUCAUCACUCGCAAGUUGGCUUUGUACUUCUCUGCUGACAAUUCCAACAGCAAGGAACUGAAGUUGAAGAUUUCAGGUUGUGUAUGGAGAGAACAUUGAAGAAUAACAGUCUAUUUUUGUUGUUGUGAAUCCUUGUAAUAGUAUAUAUUAUACUUGCAACAAAAUAACCUCUUAAUACAAAAAAAAUAAAUAGCA